UCGACCCGAAUAUAAGUCGAGACCCCUAAUUUUACCCCCAAAAACUGGGAAAACUUAUUGACUUGAGUAUAAGACUAGGGUGGGAAAUGCAGCAGCUACUGGUAAAUUUCUAAAUAAAAUUAGAUCCCCAAAAAACUAUAUUAAUUGAAUAUUUAUUUACAGUGUGUGUAUAUAAUGAAUGCAGUGUGUGUGUGUGUGUGUGCUCUCAUUCCCUGGUGGUCCAGUGGUGUGCACUGUGUUGGAGGGGGCUGGUAGGAAGCGUUUACUUACCUUUCCUGCAGCUCCUGUCAGCUCCCAUCUCUCUCCUCCGGUCCGGUCAGCUACCCUGUCAGCUCCCCUGUAAGUCUCGCGGUCUGAGUGCCGCGUGGAGCGUUGCCACGGUAACCUGUGGCAACGCUCUGACCCCGCGGCUCUCGCGAAACUUACAGUGAAGCUGACAGGGGAGCUGACCGGACCGGAGGAGAGAGAAGGGAGCUGACAGGAGCUGCAGGAAAGGUAAGUAAAUUAUUCCUGCCAGCCCCCAACAGGACCACCGGGCUUGUAAUGAGCCCGGCGGUCCUUGUCUGUAUUAUGGCAAUGUAAGAUGAGUGGGGGGUUUUCAGCACCAAAAACGUGCCGAAAAACUCGUCUUAUACUCGAGUAUAUACGGUAUCGUAUUGUAACUUAUAUACAUGACCAAUUAUUUUGGUAGAAUAACAUUGUUUUAUAUCUGGGUAACUUAAACCCCCUUGUUUAUAUCUCCUCGAAAAAACCAUAGAGCUUAUUCUAGGUUUUUUACCCUUCCAAAUAUAUGCCUGAAAACUGGAUUGUAUCAUACUUAAUCAACUAUCUGGCAUUCGGAAUGGUAACAUCCUGAACAAGUAGGACCAUUUUGGGAUAAAGUAAGCAUUUAUCGUAUUGAUCCUACCUCUCCAGGAAGAUUAUAGUAGUCGCCAUUCUUUUAAAGACUUGUUGGUUUAUCUUAUUAGGCUGAGAACAUUUAUUCCCAUUGUAUUCUCAAUCUGGGCUGAAAUUAUUACUCCUAGAUAUUUAAAUUAAUUUGUUGUCCAGGCAAAAAUAUAUUUUUCCCUAAGAUCUUUGAUAAUAGCAUUAUUUAUAUUUUUAAUUAAAGCAAUUGAUUUUGAUACAUUUAAUUUAUAAUUUGACACUUCACUAUAUUUUUUUUGUUUCAUGGAUCAAGCAGGGAAGAGACAAUUCUGGAGAUGUUAACCCCUUAAGGACUGAGCCAAAUGUAGACGUGAUCAAAAAAAAGUAAACAAAUAGUUGAAUGUGUGCUAUAUGUCUGUUCAGGUGUAAUUCGCCUCUUUCAUAUUAUGUGCACCCACACUUAUAUAUAAUUUUAUUCGGAGGAAACAGGGCUUUGAUUUAACAUCAAAUAUUUAGGUAUGAAGCAUAAUUUAAUAUGAAUAAAAUAUUAAAAAGUGGGAGAAAAUAAGAAUUGAAAAAAAAUGUGAAUGUCAUAAUACUGUUUGCUUUUACUGCAAUAAAAUACGCAUUUGUAUUCAGCAAUGUCUCAUGUAUAAAACAUUACCCCUAUGUACAGGUUUUAUGGUGUUGUGGGAAGUUACAUGGUCAAAUGGAGCAUGUUACAUUUUUCAGUUUUUUCACAUUGAAAUUUGCCAGAUUUUUUACGUUGCCUUUGAGACCAAAUGGUAGCCCAGGAAUGAGAAUUACCCCCACGAUGGCAUGCCAUUUGCAAAAGUAGACAACCCAAUGUAUUGCAAAUGGGGUAUGUCCAGUCUUUUUUAGUAGCCACUUGGUCACAAACACUGGCCAAAGUUAGCAUUAAUAUUUGUUUGUGUGCGAAAAAUGCAAAAAACUAAUUUGAAUGACAAUUUUGGCCAGUGUUUGUGAUUAAGUGGCUACUAAAAAAGACUGGACAUAUCCCAUUUGCAAUACGUUGGGUUGUCUACUAGAGAUGUCGCGAACCGUUCCUCCCUCCCAGACCCUCCCACCUCCUGGACAGCAUCCAGCUGCCUUCAACAUGGAUGCUGUCCAGGAGGUGAGAGGGUCUGGGAGGGAGGGUCUGCUGGAGAUUGGCCGGGAUGUGUCAGCUGACCGGAGCUCGCCACGAACGGUUCAGGGCGAACCGUGGCGAGCCGUUAGCGGGAAGUUCGCGAACGGUUCGCAACAUCUCUAUUGUCUACUUUUGCAAAUGGUAUGCCAUCACGGGGGUAAUUCUCAUUCCUGGCCUACCAUACGAUCUCAAAGGCAACGUAACCAAUCUGGCGAAAUUCAAUGUGAAAAGACUGAAACGCAAGCCUUAUCUUUGACUCUGUAACUUUUGAAAAAAACAUAAAACCUGUACAUGAGAGGUACUGUUAUACUCAGGAGACUUCACUGAACACAAAUAUUAGUGUGUAAGUGGCAUGUGUGUGUGAAAUAUGCAAAAAAUGUCACUUUCACUGACAAUAUCAUUGUUGUAAUACAUUUUACUGUUUUGAAAUACUAAUAUUUGUGUUUAGUGAAGUCUUCUGAGUAAAACUGUACCCCCCAUGUACAGGUUUUAUGGUGACUUAGGGACCUGGCUCUAAACGCCGGUGGUGACAUAGCACGUCGCCGCAAUCCUAUGUACUCACCCGGUCACUAGCAAUCCCACGCUGGUAAUCGCGGUGUGGAGACUUACCUGGGAGCCCAGGGAGUCCCCCUCCUUCAUCUUCGGCCCCCCUGGGCCAUGUGAUCCCGAGGUUCUUGCGAGGACCUCACGAUCACAUGGACGGCAUAGCCAGUCAGUGACAGCAGGGGGGAUGUCUGUAAUGCAAGGUACUCCCCCUGCUGCCUGAAAAAAAAAUUAAAAUUGCUUAAAACAGUGUAAAAUGAAAUUAAAUAUACUUAGAUCAUAUAUAUAUUUUUUAUAUAUAUAAUCUAAGUAUAUAUAUAUACAUAUACACAUAUAUAUAUAUAUAUGUCGAAGUCUAUUUUAAUAUUAAUAUAUAUAUAAUUAUUUAUAUAUUAAUAUCAAAGUACAUGUAGAAUGAUACUGAUUAAAUAUAUAUAUAUAUAUAUAUAUAUAUAAAAUUAGCAUUAUAUAUAUUUAUAUAUAAAAUAAAAUAAAUAAAUAUGUAAAUACAUAAAAAAUAAAUAAAAAAUAUAUAUGUGUAAUUUCAUCCUAACUGUAUUUUAAAAUUAAUAUAUAUAUAUAUAUAUAUAUAUAUAUAUAUAUAUAUAAAUAUAUUGAUAUCAAGAUACAUGUAGAACAAAAUAUCACUAUAUAUACACCUAUAUAUAAAUAAAAAUAAUUUUAAAAAAUUAUAUAUAUAAAUAUAUGUAUAUAUAUAUAUACAUAUAUAUAUAUAUACACACGUAUAUAUAAUAAUUCUACGUAUAUAUUUAUGUAAUAAUUUUACAUAAUUAGGUCAUUUUAUUAAUUACAAUUUGAGGGACCUGCCUGACAACCCAGGCUAAAACUCCAGGGAAUUUAAUUUGUUAGCACUAUAUUUAACCCUGUAACUUUCCAAGUCACCAUAAAACCUGUACAUGGGGGGUACUGUUUUACUCAGAAGACUUCACUAACACAAAUAUUAGUAUUUCAAAACAGUAAAAUGUAUUACAACAAUAAUAAUCCUUAAGGGGUUAAUGACAGCAAAAUAUCAUCAGCAUAAAAGGAGAUUUUUUAUUCUAUUUUUUAGUAGAAAAUCCUUUUAUAUUUUUAAUUGCUCUAAUAUUAAUUGCCAGAGACUCUAUCGAUAAAACAUAAAGAAGGGGAGGGGGGAGAGGGCAUCCCUGCCUAGUUUCAUUGUGUAGGUAAAACCAUCCUGCAGAAAUAUUAGCACCUACUGUUCUAGGUGUAAGUUCCAAGUACAAUGCCAUAAUAGCAUUGUGAAUCCAUCCUUUAAGUCCGAAGACAUUUAAAACUAUAUCCAGAAAAUUCCAGCUGACCCUGUCAAAUGCUUUCUCCGCAUCUAAUGACAGGGUCAGCAGAGGAAGUUUAAGAUUAUCUGAUUGUUCCAGAACAUCUAGAAUUUUUCUGGUACAGUUUUUGGCAGAUCUUCCUGGAAUGAAACCUACUUGGUCAGGAUGGAUUAUUUUUAUCAUUAUAUGUUUUAUUCUUUCUCUAUUUCUCUUUCUACUUCUUCAACUUUAAACUUGGUAUUUAGAGCAGUUAAAUCCAAAUUAGAUAGUUUAGGAAUAUUAGUGUCUGCUAAAUAUCCCAUUAUUUUAUCUCUUUCAGGAUUCAGUGCAAUAUUGUAUAAAUUACUAUAAUAUUCAUUGAAUUUUUUACCAAUUGUUUUAGGGGAAGAGUAUAUAUUUUUGUCAACAAUCAGUUUGUUUAUCCUGUUACUCACUGUUUGCUUCUUAAAGGAACACUAUAGUCACCUAAAUUACUUUAGCUAAAUAAAGCGGUUUUAGUGUCUAGAUCAUUCCCCUGCAAUUCCACUGCUCAAUUCACUGUCAUUUAGGAGUUAAAUCACUUUGUUUCUGUUUAUACAGCCCUAGCCACACGGCUAUGGCUAUGAUUGAGAGAGCCUGCACUAAAAAAACAAAAACUAGUUUCACUUUCAAACAGAUGUAAUUUACCUUAAAUAAUUGUAUCUCAAUCUCUAAAUUGAAGUUUAAUCACAUACAGGAGGCUCUUGCAGGGUCUAGCAAGCUAUUAACAUAGCAAGGGAUAAGAAAAUCUUAAUUAAACAGAACUUGCAAUAAAGAAAGCCUAUAUAGGGCUCUCAUUACAGGAAGUGUUUAUGGAAGGCUGUGCAAGUCACAUGCAGGGAGGAGUGACUAGGGUUCAUAAACAAAGGGAUUUAACUCUUAAAUGGCAUAGGAUUGAGCAGUGAGGCUGCAGGGGCAUGUUCUAUACACCAAAACUGCUUCAUUAAGCUAAAGUUGUUCAGGUGACUAUAGUGUCCCUUUAAGUUUUUUUGUUAAGCUCUUACUUGCUCUAUUACCUUGAUAAGACGCAUUUGAUCUUAGUUUAUUUAAAGUUUUUUUGAUCUUAUCCUCUAUUUUUAAAUUAAUUUUUUUCUGGAGUUCAGAUAGCUUUAUCCUGUUCUGCUUAGCAGGUUGAAUUUUAUUUAAAUUUGAAAGUUAAAAAAAUGAUACAUAUAAAUCAGCAAGUUCGUUACCCCUUAUUUAUUUGACUGGUUUUCAAUUUUGAUGAAGCAACCUCUCAUUACUACUUUGUAAGUGGCCCAUAAUGUGGAAUGAGAAAUAAAAGGAUAUGCCAUGACAUUUUCCUAUCUCUAUGUUGUGUCACUUCCUCUCUACUUAUGAACAGUGUGCUGUUGCAACUGGGACAACCACCAACCCAAGCCUGAUAUAUCACUUUACUACUGAUCUUUCUUUUUAUAGUAAGUGGCUGCUUUAAAGAGUAGCGGCCUUGUAUAAGAGAAAAACAACAAAUAACGCUAAUAUCCACUUACCCCUCUACCAACUGUGGAAAUCUUGGUUUAAACAGGCUCACAACUGGGGCUUUAGCCACUAAACACCCACACCCUCAGAAACCCCAAUGGUUUAGUUUCUCCUUGUCCCAUGUAAACACAGACAUAAACUAACUUUAAACUUCCUCUCUUCAAAAUGUUCUAAAGUUUACAAAGCUGAUAUCAUGACAUAUAGUCGAGUCAGGUAUAGUCGGUCUAUAAGAAAAUGAAAAUCUCCUUACAACAAGCUAACAACAAAAUUACACAUUAGGAGGUAACAAGGUCCUUUUAUUUUUUUAGAGUGCAACUUAACAAUCCUCUCCUGAUAUAAAAUGUGUUACGGUACCUCCAGUAAUAAAGUGCACAAACCGCCGUUUAGUGAAUGCUCCCCGUUCGCAAUAAUGUGGUCUGGUAGCGUGUAUAGUAAAACCAUGCGAACCGCCAGUUAGGGAACACUCCAAACUCCCGAACGGUACCUGUACGGCUCUUUCCCUUCACGAGCUCCAAAUCCACGAACUGCCAAUAUUAGCCGAACGCCAAUAUCUUCCAAGCGGCAAAUAAUUCCAAUAAGCAGUCUCUAAGCGCUGGUAAUAAAAUCCCCCCAAUAACGAGACCAAGCUCCGCUUUGAAGGUAAAACACGAACUGAUUUACUGUGGGCUACCUGCCCGGUAUUUAUGCAGGUCUCCCACUUGGUGGACACUCCCCUAGGGGACCAAAUGGGAGACUGAAAGGACAGAAGGACAUGGGGACAUUUUGGACAUACAUCCCCACAAUAUUCCCAGCAUGCAUCACAGUUCCCUCCCCUCUGCUCGGGAGAUAAUUGGGAAGUAAUUCAAUUAUCUCCCAGAGCAGAGGCAAAUCGCCAUUUUAAAUACAAGUCAUAAAACACAUAAAAAUCUAUAACUUUAUAACUGCCGAACAUAUUGCAUUCGUGUAACACAUCCCCAGAUAGCCUGGAUCUGAGGGCAUAUUAUUGGCGAAUAGCGCUCAGAUCCCAUUCGCAUAGUUCAAUCGCCAUGGAGUCAAAGUCUAUUACAGUUCUUCGGUAUGCGAUUGACUCCAUGGGACGGCUAUCUGGGUUAAGUCCAUUCGUGUUGUUGAAUCUCCCGAACGGCCGGCAUUCGUAUGCUUUUGUCGAUUGAGAAGGGGAGGUCGACGGCUUCAGCGGUGUUCGGUUGAAAAAGUGUCCGUUUUCAGUUCCAUGAAAUAACCGUCGAACACCGCUGGUCUUUCGCAUGGUUAAAAUGGCCGCCGCCUCGUGGUCGACAUACGAACGACGACCAGCCGGUAUUCGGUUUUAAUUGAGAAGUGUCUGUGGUUAACCGCAACAUUCUAAUUGGGAUCAAUAGGUUAACCAGCAGCACACUUCUCUUCUGGGUGGCCGUCCAUUCGGUAGUUUCGUUCGACAAAAAACGACAUUCCCUUAAACAAAGCAUACGAAUGGGGGAAUUCAUGCAACCGGCAAAACAGACGAACACAGUACUUUUAGUCCAUACGGAUGGGUCUGUCACAAAAUGUAUACUUUUUUUUUUGUUCUUUACAUGCUUAACAUAUAUGAAAAUCAGAAACUGUUAAAUAUCAGACUGAACAUAAUUUGCCACUAAUAGUAAACCUGAAUUUCACAAUAGAUUCCAUAAACUCAUCUUUAAAAUUCUCACCAACUUUGCGCUGUUCUUUGGACUUUCCUCAGAUUUAACCAUAUUGGCAGUGAAUAUUUACUUUUAAUAUGAUAUCUUUUCUGACCUCUCAAUGGGAGAUAUUUCUUGAUCUCGAUAUGCUCUUGAAUUAUGCUACGGAAUUUUUAGGAGGCUAUUGUCCUACCCAAGGUGGCAGUUUAAACAUCACUGUAGAAUUUAAAGGGACACGAUAGUCACCAGAACAACUACAGCUUAUUGAUUUGUUUUGGUGAGUAGAAUCGUUACCUUUAGGCUUUUUGCUGUAAACAUUGUAUUUUCAGAGACAAUGCAGUGUUUACAUUAUAGCCUAGUGAUAACUUCACCGGCCACUCCUCAGAUAGUGUUAGAGAUCCUUCCUGGGUCAUGGCUGCCUAAAAUGCAUCCAAACAUUCAGUAUCUCCUCCCUCUGCAUGCAGACACUGAACUUUCCUCAUAGAGAUUCAUUGAUUGAAUUCAUCUCUAUGAGGAGAUGCUGAUUGGCCAGGGCUGUGUUUGAAUCAUGCUGGCUCUGCCUCUUUGUCAGUCUCAGCCAAUCCUAUGGGGAAGCAUUGUGCUUGGAUCAGGCUACCACUUCUGGUGAUGUCAGCAGGCAGUGGGCAGGUCAAAAGGAAACAGUGACAAAGCAAGGAGCUUCAGCCUUGAAUACAAGUAAGAUUUGCUAUAUUUAGGGCUGCAUGAGGGGAUCAAGGGGGCUAGAUGGUGGUUUUAACCGUAUAGGGUCAGGAAUACAUGUUUGUGUUCCUGACCAUAUAGUGCUACUUUAAUGAAUUUGCUUUCAUAGGGAAAUUGUAUAGCCCAUUUCAUGACAUCUAAUCAUCCUCUUGGUCUAUUCUUUGUGACCGAACUGCUCCAACUUUGUAAAUGAAAGAAGGCGUGUGUACAUAACACAACACAAGAAUUCAAAAGGAAUUCAUUUAGAACACUUCAAUCACUGUAAGCUGCCAGUAGAAUAUAUUGGUCAGACUAAGCUGCCAUACUAUGGCAAUAUUAUGCCUUUCCAAUUAAGCAUUAACAUCACAUUGGACAAAAAUACAAUAGUAUUUUAUGAACCAAAAGAGUAUUAUCUCAUGUCUCAUGACUUGGACUUGCUACCUUUAGAAGUGCUGUACAUAAUUUUAUAAUUUUUCAUCAAUGCACACGCAGGCUGCAAAGAUGUGUUUUUAAAAAAAAAUUUACACUUAGGGUGAUUUGAUUAAUUCUGCCAUGUCUUUACUUUGAGCAUUAACCUAUCCGAGCUUGUUGCCUUUAAUUUUAGCCUCUAAGCGAAAAGAACAAGUGGAUUAAAUUUAAUGUAUACAGUGACUGCAAUUUAGAACUCCACUCUGUCAGUCAUCUAUAUAAAAUCACACCCCAGUUCUUUUGUUAUUUGACAUAGAAAUAAGUAACUUGCCAUUUUCGUGACAACUACAUGUUCUGUACAGCUCUAAACAAAGUUUUUUGUUCUAUAAAAUGGCUAUUAAAAUGAAUGCCAUACUUCCAUGCAUUUCGCCACCACACUAUAAUUAUAGUGAAUACUCAGAAAACAAAAUCCCAAACUAUGUUAAUCUCAAUACUUUUCAUACUUUCACAGGGAAUGCUUAAGAAAUGAUUGUGCCCAAGGAAUUUCUGGAAGCUUGUCAAAUAUGUUGGCAGAAUCAGGGGAAAUCCCUUACAGCUGCCAAAACAGAGACUAAGUUUGUUACUGAAUACUUGCUGUAAAAUUAGGAUUCAUUAAAAACUGUCAAGCAUCAAAUGUAACCUUUCAGAAAAAUAGAUUUGAUCCAUCCAACAAAGGAUGGUUGAGAAAACACAUUCUCAGCUAACUACAGUGGGGAUUUAUGAAAAAAUGGAGCACUGUAAGAUUUCAGUAAAAUCCAGAAAGGCAGAAUAUUUGGGCUAGAAUUGUAAGUUGCCAUACCACUAUGACUUUCCACUUGUCUAAUAAGUAAGUAUCUCUUGAAACCUUGAGAAAUACAAUAAAGGCAAGAUGUCCCCCACUCCCUGACAUGCAAUCACGUCCUCCACUCCCCAAUGCAGUAGCAGAACUAAAGUAGAGAGGGACCUGGUGCAAGAAUUAUUUGGGUCCCCCAAUCGCAAGUGUGGCCAAACAAUAGAUCGCCAUCUGUCAUGCAACUCCAACAAUGCUUUGACAGCUGGCACCCUACCAUUUUCCCAUGCUUGCAGGGUUUUAUUUA
Molecule: messenger RNA, 9208 nt
Organism: Pelobates cultripes (western spadefoot toad)
Lineage: Eukaryota; Metazoa; Chordata; Amphibia; Anura; Pelobatidae
Source: the annotation of a GenBank genome assembly